Molecule: messenger RNA, 129 nt
Organism: Cetraspora pellucida
Lineage: Eukaryota; Fungi; Glomeromycota; Glomeromycetes; Diversisporales; Gigasporaceae
Source: the annotation of a GenBank genome assembly
AUGUUUAGCACGUGUUACCAAUACAAUUAUAAGAUUCUUGCAAAUUUGAAUAACAUUGAUGACAAAUUGGAAAAAACAAGAUCUGCCUUGGAUGAAUUUGAAGAUGCAAAAUACAUUGAAGAAAACUAG